AUGUCUUCGGGAACAUUUGUGGACAGAAUUGACCCUUUCGCCAAGCGGUCGAUGAAGAAAAAGACGAAGAAGUCUCAGGGUUCUUCUCGGUAUCGGAACACGCAAGAUGUAGAGCUGCAGGCACUGCCUUUGCUCAAAGAUGUUCCAAGCAGUGAGCAAGAAGAGUUAUUUAUCCGCAAGCUGCGACAAUGCUGUGUAGCAUUUGAUUUUAUGGAUCCUGUUGCUGAUCUGAAGGGAAAAGAGAUAAAACGUGCCACCCUCAAUGAGCUUGUAGAAUACAUCACUGCAGGACGUGGAGUGCUAACUGAACCUGUUUACCCAGAGAUUAUAAAAAUGAUAUCAGCAAAUUUAUUCCGCACCCUACCGCCAAGUGAAAAUCCUGACUUUGAUCCCGAAGAAGAUGACCCGACUUUGGAGGCUUCGUGGCCGCAUCUUCAACUAGUCUACGAAUUUUUCCUGCGCUUCCUUGAGUCAGCUGAUUUUCAGCCCACUAUCGGCAAGAAGGUCAUUGACCAGAAAUUUGUACUGCAGCUUUUAGAUUUGUUCGAUUCCGAAGACCCGCGUGAACGCGAUUUCUUAAAAACGGUGCUGCAUCGCAUCUACGGCAAGUUUUUGGGAUUGCGAGCCUUUAUACGAAAGCAGAUUAACAAUAUAUUCCUACGAUUUGUUUAUGAAACGGAACAUUUUAACGGUGUGGGUGAGCUUUUGGAAAUUUUGGGAAGUAUAAUCAAUGGAUUUGCACUCCCGUUGAAGAGUGAGCACAAACAGUUCCUGGUGAAGGUGCUGUUGCCCCUGCACAAGGUGAAGUGUCUGUCUCUGUACCACGCACAGCUGGCCUACUGCGUGGUACAGUUCCUUGAGAAGGACGCUACACUUACGGAACACGUUGUACGCGGACUUCUCAAGUUCUGGCCCAAAACAUGUUCGCAAAAAGAGGUGAUGUUCUUGGGUGAGAUUGAGGAGAUUUUGGAUGUAAUUGAGCCCGCUCAAUUCGUCAAAAUACAAGAACCGUUGUUCAGACAAAUAGCUAAAUGUGUUUCCAGUCCACAUUUUCAGGUGGCUGAAAGAGCACUAUAUUUUUGGAACAACGAAUAUAUUAUGUCACUGAUGGAAGAAAACAACCACGUGAUAAUGCCUAUAAUGUUCCCCGCGCUGUACCGGAUCAGCAAGGAGCACUGGAACCAGACCAUAGUGGCGCUCGUCUACAAUGUGCUCAAGACAUUCAUGGAGAUGAAUUCCAAGCUCUUCGAUGAGCUCACUGCUAGCUAUAAGGCGGAACGGCAGAAAGAGAAAAAACGCGAGAAGGAGCGCGACGAGCUGUGGAAGCGGCUGGGCGAGCUGGAGAUCAGCCACAAGCGGGCGACGGCGGGGGCGGUGGCGGGGGCGGCGCCCGCACUCGCCAAGUGA
This is a messenger RNA of Spodoptera littoralis (African cotton leafworm), 1407 nucleotides long. The record is from the annotation of a GenBank genome assembly. Lineage: Eukaryota; Metazoa; Arthropoda; Insecta; Lepidoptera; Noctuidae.